GAAAGCUGAUGCAAAUCAAUUUAACCGGUUUUCUCAACGGCAAGAAAGCGCGUGAAUUUAUGGGCGAUCUCUGGACUCUAUUGAUCAGCGCUCAGAACUCUGCCGACGGUAUUCCCGAAGAGAUGGUCACUCAGAAGAAGGAAGAGAUUAAGAGACGAGAGGCUGAAGAACUGAAAAACGCGAGCGAAGAGAAAGCGAAGAAUGGGAAACCUUUUGGCAGAUCGUCACCGAAUCGGCGCAGAUCUCGUUCCCGAUCGCCCGCCCGAAGGAACUCACGCUCUCCGCGGAGACGAUCGCCGAUAUCGCGAAGCCGUCGGAGUCGGUCUCGUAGUCCGCGCGGACGGAAACCUCCGCCCAAAAGGGAAUACUUAGCGAAGAGUACUUCGCGAUCGAAAAGUCGUUCUAAGAGUAGGUCGCGUUCACCCGCGCGAAGACGUUUCGUGAGUCCCAGCAAAGGGUCGGCGAAGAACGCGUCGCCACAGAAAGAGUCGUCAAAAUCUCGCACUCCUUCACCGAAAAGAAGUACGAGUUCUGCGCCGAGUUCUCGAUCGCCGUCUCCGGCACUCAAACUAAAACCAGAUCCCGAGGAAAGUGUAGUAAAACCCAAAGUGAACGACACUAACAGUAAUCCAUCGCCUGAUAAGAAACGUCAAUACAGAGGA
Molecule: messenger RNA, 662 nt
Organism: Medioppia subpectinata
Lineage: Eukaryota; Metazoa; Arthropoda; Arachnida; Sarcoptiformes; Oppiidae
Source: the annotation of a GenBank genome assembly